AUGCGGCUAGUUUUACCAUUCCUCGUGCUAGUCUCUUUGACUUUUGCUUUAGACAAUGGCUUAGCAAGAACACCACCCAUGGGUUGGAUGUCUUGGACUGCUUUUUAUUGUGAAAUGGAUUGCAAGAAGCAUCCCGAUGCAUGUAUUAAUGAAAAACUAUACAUGCAGAUGGCCGAUAGGAUGGUAGCCGAUGGCUUCAGAGACGCUGGGUAUAAAGGUGUUCAUGUUGAUGAUUGCUGGAUGGGUAGAGAACGUGAUGCUAAUGGUCGUCUUGUGUCUGAUCCAGAAAGGUUUCCAAGUGGAAUGAAAAACUUGGCGAAAUAUAUGCAUGAUCGCAGACUCACGUUUGGAAUCUACGAAGAUUAUGGAACAAAGACAUGUGCUGGUUUCCCAGGAAGUUAUAACUUCUUGAAGAUUGAUGCUCAAACUUUUGCUGAUUGGGAUGUCGAUUAUCUCAAACUUGAUGGGUGCAACAUUGAACUUGAUCUAAUGCCUAUUGGUUACCCGCAAAUGGAGAGAGAACUGAAUGCGACUGGACGUCCUAUUGUUUACUCCUGUAGUUGGCCGGCAUAUAAUAUUGAUCGUCCUGAUAAAGUUAAUUAUACAGUUAUUGGAGAGUUCUGCAAUCUAUGGAGAAACUUUGAUGACAUCAACAGUUCCUGGAAAUCUAUUCAGAGUAUCAUAAAUUAUUACGAUGCCAACCAAGACAAGCACAUCCCGGCUCAAGGUCCUGGAAAGUUCCACGACCCCGAUAUGUUAGUAAUUGGUAAUCCUGGAAUAACUGUUGAUAUGUCGAUUGCCCAAAUGUCUAUUUGGGCUAUAUGGUCAGCACCAUUGAUCAUGUCCAACGACUUGAGAGCUCUUGCUCCUGAAUUCCGUGACAUCUUGCUCAACCGUGAAGUUAUUGCAAUAGAUCAAGAUCCUCUGGGUAUUAUGGGAAGAUUAGUAGCAAAUACGUCUGAUAUUGGAGUCUAUGUUAAGCCUGUUACCCCAAUCAAGAAAGGGCUUACUUCUUUUGCCGUUGCCAUUCUGAAUCGAAGUCUUCAGACAAUCAAUAGUGUUGAAUUCACGUUAGAACACAUUGGAUUAAGCAAUUCUGCUGGAUAUUUAUUAAGAGAUCUGUGGGCUGGUAAAGAUAUUGGACAUCUGAAGCCAAAAGAUACGUUCAAAACGAUUGUCAAUCCCACUGGAGCUAUGCUUUUCAAAGCCACAAUUGCUGACACAAAGAGCUUUCAACCUUUUUAG
Auanema sp. JU1783 is the source of this 1245-nucleotide messenger RNA. NCBI's taxonomy places the organism in Eukaryota, Metazoa, Nematoda, Chromadorea, Rhabditida, Rhabditidae. The record is from the annotation of a GenBank genome assembly.